UUUAACAGAAUUUUGUCACUUUUUUUUUCAUGUCAUUUUCUCAACAUCAAUAGGACGUGUAGAUGGAAUCUGACAAUUGGAAUUCUUAGAUCCAACGUAAUCUGAUGAGUGAAGAGAACAUCAAUACCAUGUGUAGUGUGUAGCGGCGUAAUAAAUAUCGUACCAAGUUUUCCAUCAGUGUAUAUAUUACAAACACAUGGACACGUUUCUUGUCUCAAACCUUCUGAAAGAAACAUCUACGAUAGAUAUUUACUAACCUUUUUUGAAGCUUAUUGGUAUAGAAUCAAAGUUAGGCAUACGUUAAGACAAACAAAUAUUAAAAUCUAAGAUUUUUUAUAACGUGAUUUAUUGGGACAAAGACUAUAGUCUUAUAUAUUAAUAAAUGUGAGAACCUAAGGCCAUUAAUUUGAUAGUUAAAAACUCUUUGAAAUGGUCAAUGAUCAAUAAUAAUGUUCAAAACAUUUGAAGAGUUAUAAAAUCAAUCCAUUGAAAUCGCAAAAAGCAAGAAAGUACUGUAACAGAUCUUAUCUUCUCACUACAUUCCUCUAUAUCUCCAAUGGCUAAUAAGCUGUUGUAUUGUGUAAUUUUUUCUAUGUUUUUGUUGCUUACAAUGUUACGAGUUUGGCGAACAACCGCGAUUGGACCGCAUGUUUAUAAUCGAAAAGAAUUGAUUGAAAGGCUUUUCGAAUCUGGAUUUGCUUGUCUUCGCGUGGGAUUUCAUGAAGAUCAAAAGUACUUUAGGUCUUAUUUUCUACAAUAGCUAAUCAGUACACAUACUGAUCAAUGGUCAUGUUCGUAUUUAAAUUUGAUGAAGAAAAUGUGUGUACACUGGCGUGACAAUGAUUUAUUUCUUAUGUUUUUGGUCA
Messenger RNA from Arabidopsis lyrata subsp. lyrata, 866 nucleotides. RefSeq lists its product as uncharacterized. The transcript has 2 exons. NCBI's taxonomy places the organism in Eukaryota, Viridiplantae, Streptophyta, Magnoliopsida, Brassicales, Brassicaceae. The record is from RefSeq and is a predicted model, not a curated record. Bases 557 to 760 code for a protein of 67 amino acids.